AACCAUGUUACCAUCACAAAUUCCCUUUUCGCUCUUUCAUUAUAUUCAUAUUCGAUACAGUCAAUGAGUCUCAUUCCUAUUACUUUUUUCUUUUUUCUUCUCUUCUUGUUCUUUUAUAAUUUUCGAGAUGUUCUUGCUGUUACUAAUAGAAACUUAUGUCAUCCCAAACAAAGGGAUGCACUUCUUGAGUUCAAGAACAAGUUUGAUAUUAAGAAGCCUUGUUUUGGUUGUCCAGGUCCUCCGAAGACGAAUUCAUGGGGCAAUAGCAGCGACUGUUGUCGUUGGGAAGGUAUUACUUGCGAUGCUAAGUCCGGGGAAGUAAUCGAGCUAGACCUUAUGUGCAGCUGCCUCCAUGGCUGGUUUCAUUCCAAUAGUAAUCUUUCUAUGCUUCAAAACUUUCGUUUUCUAACCACUCUAGACCUUUCAUAUAAUCAUUUGAGUGGUCAAAUCCCAUCUUCCUUUGGAAACCUUUCUCAACUCACCUCUCUCUACCUUUCUGGAAACUACUUCAGUGGUUGGAUUCCUUCUUCACUUGGAAACCUUUUUCACCUCACCUCUCUACGCUUCUAUGGUAACAAUCUUGUUGGUGAAAUCCCAUCUUCACUUGGAAAUCUGUCGUAUCUCACCUUUCUCGACCUUUCUACUAACAAUUUUGUUGGUGAAAUCCCAUCUUCUAUUGGGAGUUUGAACCAAUUGUCUAUCUUACGUGUUGAUAAUAAUAAGCUUAGUGGUAACCUCCCACGUGAACUAAUCAAUCUUACAAUGUUGUCUGAGUUAUCACUCUUUCACAAUCAGUUCACAGGCACGCUUCCUCCUAACAUCACUUCACUCUCCAUCUUGGAGUCCUUUUCCGCAAAUGGAAACAAUUUCGUUGGGACCAUCCCUUCUUCUCUCUUCACCCUUCCUUUUAUAACUCUUAUUUUUUUGGAAAAUAACCAAUUCAGCGGGACUCUUGAGUUUGGGAAUUUAUCUUCACCGUCUAAUUUACUAGUGUUACAACUUGGCGGUAACAACUUGAGAGGUCCAAUCCCUAGAUCUAUUUCUAGAUUAGUCAACCUUAGGACACUUGACCUUUCCCAUUUCAACAUCCAAGGCCCAGUUGACUUUAAUAUCCUCUCGCAUCUCAAGUUGCUUGGAAAUCUUUACCUAUCCCAUUCGAACACCACCACUAUAAUUGACUUGAAUGCAGUCUUAUCAUCUUUCAAGAUGCUCAUUUCAUUGGAUCUCUCAGGCAACCAUGUUUUUGUCACAAACAAAAGUUCAGUUCCUGACCAUCCUUCGCAAUUGAUAGUCUCUUUGAACUUGUCAAGAUGCGGUAUCACCGAGUUUCCGGAGGUCCUAAGAAUGCAACGCCAAAUGAGGACGUUAGACAUUUCCAACAACAAAAUCAAAGGCCAAGUUCCUAGCUGGUUACUACUACAGUUGGAGUACAUGUAUAUUUCCAACAACAAUUUCAUCGGUUUCGAAAGAUCAACGAAACCUGAAAAAUCAUUUGCCUCGAAACCAUCUAUGAAGCACUUGUUAGGCUCCAACAACAAUUUCAGUGGAGAUAUUCCAUCUUUCAUAUGCUCGUUACGCUCUCUAAUCAUUCUCGAUUUAUCUAACAACGACUUCAGUGGUUCAAUCCCUCGUUGUAUGGGAAAAUUCAUGAGUACUCUAUCAGAUCUAAACCUACGUCGGAAUCGUCUGAGUGGAAGUCUUCCAAAGAAUAUAAUUAAAAGUUUAAGGUCGCUUGAUGUGAGUCAUAACGAAUUGGAGGGAAAGCUUCCAAGAUCUUUGAUCCAUUUCUCUACUCUUGAAGUUCUGAAUGUGGAAAGAAACAGAAUCAAAGACACGUUUCCGUUCUGGUUGAGUUCACUAAAAAAGCUGCAUGUUCUUGUCUUACGCUCCAAUGCAUUUCACGGGCGGAUACACCGGACUCGGUUUCCUAAGUUGCGAAUCAUGGACAUAUCCCGUAAUCACUUCAAUGGAACAUUGCCAUCAGAUUGCUUUGUGGACUGGACUGCAAUGUCGUCUCUUAAAAAAGAUGAAGAUCGAUUUAAUGAAAAAUACUUGGGAUCAGGCUAUUACCAUGAUUCAAUGGUUUUGACGAACAAAGGUGUUGAGAUGGAGCUGGUACGUAUCCUAAAAAUCUACACAGCUCUCGACUUUUCUGAAAACAAAUUUGAAGGAGAGAUUCCAAAAUCUAUCGGUUUAUUAAAAGAGCUUCAAGUUCUUAACUUGUCAAGCAAUGAUUUCACCGGCCAUAUCCCAUCAUCUAUGGGGAACCUGAGAGAGCUAGAGUCACUGGACGUUUCUCGAAACAAGCUUUCAGGAGCAAUUCCACAAGAACUAGGGAACCUCUCGUACCUUGCAUACAUGAACUUCUCUCACAACCAGCUUGGAGGUCUAGUACCAGGGGGAACUCAGUUUCGUAGGCAAAAAUGCUCUUCUUUCGAGGACAAUCACGGACUUUAUGGCCCUUCACUUGACGAAGUUUGUGUUGAUAUCCAUGCACCAACACCACAAGAACAUGAACAGCCGGAGUCAGAGGAAGAAGACGAAGAGAUGAUGUUCAGUUGGCUAGCAGCUGCAAUAGGACUAGGACCUGGUAUUGCCUUUGGAUUGAUGAUUGGAUACAUCUUGGUUUGCUACAAACCACAGUGGUUCAUGAACCAUUUUCAACGAAACAAACACAGAAGCAGAAGAAGAAGCACCACAAGGUCUACAACGCUUAAAAAAGAGCCUUACUAAAUCCAAGACGAAGAAGACAAUGAAGCAACCCAAUCACAAUCAGUAACACUACAUAGCAAACAAGAAGCUUGGGGAGAACGCAUCCCAAAUAUGUCCACUUUUAGUUUAAUAUGUGGAUCGGUUUAGCUUUAAAUCUUUGUUCUGUUUCUCUCUGAAUUACAAACCUUUUUCAGCUGCUCUGUCAUAAAUAAACUUAUCUCUAAAAGCGAUCACUGCUUUUAAGAUCCAACA
Messenger RNA from Camelina sativa (false flax), 2964 nucleotides. RefSeq names its product receptor-like protein 33. NCBI's taxonomy places the organism in Eukaryota, Viridiplantae, Streptophyta, Magnoliopsida, Brassicales, Brassicaceae. The record is from RefSeq and is a predicted model, not a curated record. Gene Ontology annotation, molecular function: protein binding.